Messenger RNA from Mangifera indica (mango), 1173 nucleotides. Its product is annotated as 40S ribosomal protein S3a-like. NCBI's taxonomy places the organism in Eukaryota, Viridiplantae, Streptophyta, Magnoliopsida, Sapindales, Anacardiaceae. The record is from RefSeq and is a predicted model, not a curated record. Gene Ontology annotation, molecular function: structural constituent of ribosome. Gene Ontology annotation, cellular component: cytosol; ribosome. The transcript is spliced from 7 exons. Gene Ontology annotation, biological process: translation. Bases 143 to 928 code for a protein of 261 amino acids.
GCGUUAUCUGAGACUGAUAUAAAUCCUUAGCGCAGAAUAGGGUUUUGGAGCUUUAAAACACACUCAGAGAGCCAGAGUUGUCGCCUCCCAGCAGCUGCUGCAGAAAACCCUAAGCGCGCCUUUCUGCUGCAUCCACCCAACCAUGGCCGUCGGAAAGAACAAGAGGAUUUCCAAGGGAAAGAAGGGAGGAAAGAAGAAGGCGGCGGAUCCAUUUGCCAAGAAGGACUGGUAUGACAUCAAAGCUCCAUCUGUCUUCAACAACAGAAACGUUGGCAAGACUCUUGUUACCCGUACUCAGGGUACCAAGAUUGCAUCAGAAGGACUCAAGCAUAGAGUGUUUGAGAUAUCACUUGGUGAUCUUCAGGGUGAUGAGGAGCAUGCUUACAGAAAGAUCAGAUUGAGAGCUGAAGAUAUUCAAGGAAAAAAUGUCCUCACCAAUUUCUGGGGGAUGGACUUCACUACUGACAAGUUAAGGUCCUUGGUGAGGAAGUGGCAAACUUUGAUUGAAGCUUAUGUGGAUGUCAAAACAACUGACAACUACACUUUGAGGAUGUUCUGUAUUGGAUUCACCAAAAGACGUCCAAACCAGGUUAAGAGGACAUGCUAUGCACAAUCCAGCCAAAUUAGACAGAUUCGCCGCAAGAUGAGGGAGAUCAUGAUAGCGCAAGCAACAUCUUGUGAUCUUAAGGAUCUUGUCCAAAAGUUCAUUCCUGAAAUGAUUGGGAGAGAGAUUGAGAAGGCAACUUCAAGCAUUUACCCCUUGCAAAAUGUUUACAUCCGCAAAGUGAAGAUCCUAAAAGCUCCCAAGUUUGAUCUUGGAAAGUUGAUGGAGGUUCACGGUGAUUAUUCAGAGGAUGUUGGCGUGAAGAUGGAGAGGCCUGCUGAUGAGACAAUGGCUGAAGGUGCUACUGAAGUAAUUGGAGCUUAAGUGAAGAGUUUUUUCUUGUCUUUUAUCUAUGUUCCAGUUUAAAGAUUUUUUGAGCAUUUUUGUUUUAGAACCUGAGUAUGUUUAAGUUGCGCAUUUGUUCUAGCAGAGAUUUUUACAAUGUUUAUGUUAUUACAUGCAUUUAUGUAUUAGUGUAGGAGAUAAUUUUUGGUCCAAACCUCGAUUCAAUGAACAAGAAGUUUUAGCCUUAUUUUUCUAUUGAAUAUCAUAAGAUCCUUUGCCAAGUA